Molecule: messenger RNA, 3286 nt
Organism: Limulus polyphemus (Atlantic horseshoe crab)
Lineage: Eukaryota; Metazoa; Arthropoda; Merostomata; Xiphosura; Limulidae
Product: synaptogenesis protein syg-2-like
Exons: 13
Coding region: 1-2439 (812 amino acids)
Molecular function (GO): protein binding
Source: RefSeq, a predicted model, not a curated record
AUGACAGCAGUUGAAGACCGAUCAAUUUCUUUACCCUGUAAUGUAUCUUUCCCGGCUGGAGACUAUGCGAUUUCCUUAGUGCUGUGGUUCCGGGGGGACUCUGGAGUCCCGAUUUACAGUCUAGACGCCCGAAAUGGUUCGAUCUACAAAGCCUUUCAUUUCACGGACGACAUUCUAGGAACACGUGCUUACUUCGAUCUGACCUCAAGGCCACCGCUACUAAAGAUCGCACCGGUCAAGAAAAAGGACGAAGGAGAGUAUGAAUGUCGAGUGGAUUAUCGACGCGCACGAACGGAAAAAUGGAGAGCUCACGUGAGAGUGAUUGUUCCUCCCAAAAAUGCUGUUAUUAAAGAUGCACAAGGAAAACGAGUUGAAGGAAUUAUUGGUCCAUUCAACGACGGAGAUAUGUUAGCUUUAUCCUGUGAAGCUGAAGGAGAUCCCAUCCCGAAUGUCACGUGGUGGAGGGAUUCGACCCUUUUAGACGGUGAUUACAGUGUUACUCCAGGAGGAAUUGUGCGAAAUGAACUGUUAAUCAAAAGGCUACACAGGGACCACUUAAUGUCAGUGUUGACAUGCCAGGCAUCUAACACAAACCUUAGUGUACCCGUCUUCAGAUCAGUGACAUUAGAUAUAAACUUAAAGCCUCUGGAAGUCCGAAUUUCAACUGUAAAUCGCCCUUUAUUGGCAGGCCAACAAGUAGAACUAGUUUGUCAGUCAAGUGGAUCAAGACCACCAGCACGAAUUUUGUGGUGGAAAGGAAGUGAAAAAAUGUCCAACAUUUCAUACACAAGAAACGACAAUGUGACAAUUAGCAAACUUACAUUUACACCCACGAUUCAAGAUCAUGAAAUAUAUUUAUCAUGUAAGGCAGACAAUCCCGUGUUUUCAAACAGUGCCUUGGAAGAUGGUUGGAUAAUUACUGUUUAUCAUCUUCCCAUGUUAAGACUUUCAUUAGGAGCGAAUAUACAGCAUGAUUCCAUUAGGGAAGGAAGUGAUGUGUACUUCGAUUGUAACAUUCAGGCCAAUCCCUGGGUAUCGGAAGUCGGGUGGCGGUUUGAAGGCAAGACUCUCUUUAGCGACACAAAAACGGGUAUCAUCAUCAGCAACCAGACGUUAGUGUUACAGAAAGUUACUCGUGAAAGGAGAGGAAGAUAUCAGUGUGUAGCAGCUAAUGUAGUGGGAGAAGCAGAAAGUGAGGAAAUUAUUCUACGUGUGCAUUAUGCUCCUGUCUGUAAAUCUGGCCAAAAAACCGUUUUUGGUGUCGACAGAUUGGAAUCUGUUAAUAUCAGAUGCGAAACUCUGGCAGACCCUUCUGAUCUUACAUUUUAUUGGUCUUUAAAUAAUACUUUUGAACGGAUUGAGCUGCACUCUUUUAUAACUAAUGGAACGGUCAGCAAAAUCACAUACAGGCCAAGAACGAGAUACGGUUAUGGUGUGUUGAACUGUUGGGCAAGAAAUGAAAUUGGAAUACAAAAAGAGCCCUGUCACUUUAGUAUCAUACCUGCAGGUCGUCCAGAACCAGUUAAAAAAUGUGAAGUAUUAAACAAUACUAUGACCACCAUUGAAAUAGAAUGUGAAGCUGGUUAUAAUGGUGGAUUAAAACAGGAUUUUCAUUUGGAUGUAUUCAACUAUCCGCUAGAAACGUUAGAAGCUAAUUUGACCAAUAAUAACACACCAUCUUUUACUGUUAACAAUCUUCCACCAGGAACGACUUUCAUUUUUGCUAUUUAUUCUUUGAAUUCGAAGGGAAAAAGUCACUCUGUUGCGUUAACAGCAUCAACAUUACCAACGCCAGAGAAACGAACAGCAAAAAUCGAAAGACCAGGCAUCAGUCCUGUGCUGGGAAUUUUAAUCGGUAUAGUUGGAGCUCUGGUAUUGUUGGCUAUUCUAACUGUUGCAAUAAUGAGAUACAAACAUCAUGAGGAGAAUAAAGGUCCUGGAGAACAAGACAUAGUAAACAAACACCACACACCUUUCCAGAAAGAUAUAGAUGAGGGACUAGACUCGGACACGCGGGAACCUGACGUAAUCCCUGCAUUAGCUGUUGACUCUCAGGAGAAAAAUGGCGGUAUUGAAACAGGAAGCGAUAGCUGUCAGAGUGCACAUAACGGAAAAGGUCGACCACGUGACUUCACUGUGCUCCAGUCUAAAUCUUUCGGAACUACAUCUGUAUCUGUGCCAGAGGAUACGCAAGGAAUGUCGUACUCAGAAGUUUCCGGGACAGCAUCUCAAGUGUCUGAUGCCGUUAAACCAACGAACUCACCUAUAGACUUCGGCUUUUACAAUAAAGCAAGAUCGCUGGUGUUUCAACCAGACCAGGAAGAUGAGUGUAAUAUAACAGUCGAAACCCCUCUAAUGGAACCGAUGUCAUACAUGCCCGAGAGGCAUGGAGUUAAUAGUGUCAUCAACCAACGAAACAAGGUUUCAACCUCUGUGUGAUGCAUCACAGAAUCGAGCAAGCUGCUAAAAAAGUCAACUAUAAUUAUAUUCGUCAGAAUGAAUAUUCAAGGUCAUCAGUGGUUUUACCUUAUGGAUGUUAAGUGCCAAAUGUUCUUCGAAUAUACUUUCAAAGUCUCUGCAUUGGAAUGUAGCUGAAGCUUAGAAAGAACUGCUUUUGUCGGAUAAACUGUUUAUUCUGAAAGCUUGUUGAUAAACUGAGAAUAAGUUUCACUUUUUCUUAUUAACUCUCGGAAACGAAAUCACAAUUAAUUAAAUAACUCCAAAACUCCGGUGGUUUUGGAAAGUGAGUUCAGUUAUCAGGGUUAACAAAACAAUUUUACUCAGAAUAUCUUUAUGUUAAAGAUCUACAUUAUAAUUAUAUUAAUAUAUUUGAAACUGUCAAACAAUGUAUGCUGUAAGUUUGAGUAUAUUAAUUUUCACACUUUAUAAGAAUCUAACUGUAAUAACAAACCAUUUAAUUAAUGUAUAAGUCGUUGUUCAUUAUUUGAGCAGAAUUCAAGUCAACCACAAACACUAUUGUUCUAAAUGAAGAAUAUUUGUGAGUAUCCGUGUUUUCACAAAUCAUUUGUUAUUAUAGACGUGUAUUUUGUCGUGGAUAUCAGCGUGAAAUUCAUAAAUAAUAAAAUAACAUUAUGAAAGGUAAAUAGAGCAAGAUAUUUCCUUUGUGGAGAUUUUUAGAAAUAAAUGUGCUAAGGUAAAUUAUCUAUUCCGAAGGAUUAUUUAAUGUUAUGCCAAAUCUGUAACGUAUUAAAAUAGAAAGCUUUUUUGGACCAUGUUAUUUCUUUUCUUUUUUGAUUGAUUUUUUAUUUAAGCGUCUGUGUUACAC